AUACGGUUCAGUGUUUUUGUACAGACACUAUGGCCUGUCUAUUCAAAUAGAGAGCAGAAAGUUUACUAACUAGUUCUUGGAGCUUCCUUUUAAACAUGGAUCAAUCUUCAAUCAUCUUCAUAAUAAUUGUCAUAAUCAUAGUUUUACUGUGUUAUUUCCUAUAUGGAAAAAAUUUUACAAGCAAAAAAGAUUCCUCUAAGAAGAAGGCAGACUUGAAUAGAUCAAUUUCAAUCGAUAGAGGUAAAAAUGUAUUUCAAAUUACUAAAAUCUGCAUAUAAAAGAUAAAAAUGAUAAAAUACAAUUCAAAGAUAAUAAAAUUUUAUUCAAUUUUAUUUUUAGUAUGUGAGAGUACGACGGAAGUUCGUUUCAGACGUCAAUUAAGCAAGAAUAAGAAAUCGGAGGACUGACGGAAAUUAUUGAAGUUCUGAAUGACAUUUUAUACUUAAACGAAUUAAUUAAUGUGCUAUUUGAUGCCAAUUAAAUUUUUAUGCAUUAAUAAAAAAUGAUUAGGCUUACAUAAAUACAAACAUACAAUAAAUUUUCUGCUCUCUCUCUCUCUAUUAUUGAUAUAAAAGUAUGAACGAAACAUCAACAAUAACCAACUUAGAGCCUUUUAAUAGGACAACAUACGAAUUUUCUAAACAGAGUGAAGUACCAUUUUGGGUUUAUGGAAUAUGUAUCGUCCUAAUUGUAAUUCUUCUAAUCAGUAUCGGAAUUGUAUUACUAUUAAAUGCGAAAUUCAGGUUUGUUUAUUAGUUAUUUAUUAAGACAAUAAAGCGAGAAAAAUGUCUUUUUUUUGGGAAUAAGCGAUCUAUCUAAUAUCCGUUAUUCGCUCUUUGGAACUACUCAUUCAGCAUUUUAAAUCAUAUACAUUUAUAUUCUUGAUAGAAGAUGAAACUUUUUUCCCUCAGAAACGUUGUCCAGUUUCAUCAAAAACUCAAGCAAAACACUGUAGAAGAAAAGCCUGCAAUAGAACAAUCUAUGUUCACACUGCCAGCAAAACGUUCUGUAUGUGGCAGUUUAGCUAGAACGAUUCCGGAAAAUGCAUUACCUACUAUAGAAGAAAACACUUUAGCUCCACUUGCAGUUCCAGCUCCCCCUCCACCUCCAGCUUCGAUUCCGGAUCCAAUUCCAGUUUCAGCUCCACCAUCUAUUAUUAUUGGCAAUGAUCCCGCCUCUGUUCCAAUGACCUUAUCUGUACAAUCAAAUAUUUUGUUGCCACAAGACACCCAACCGGAAAAAAAUGUCCAAGAUUGGCUAGGAGUUCUGAACAACCUGAAAGACGAGGAGGUCACUUUGAAAGCACGGAAGAAGGAGGAGAGGAAAAGAAAGGAGUUGCUGAGAAAGGAGGAAAAGCUUAAAACGUUAGUAAAGAAAAAGAUAAAAAAGGACGAACAGCGUUUUAUAGCUGACCAGAAAAGCUAUGAAAAGAAACGAAGAAAACUACUAAGGAAAGAGGAAAAGUUGAGAAGUGAGUUAGCCUCUCAGGGUAUUUACAUUCCUCCGGUAAGUGAAACUGAUUUAGAGGAAGAUAACGAGAAAUCAAUAUCGGAUUUUGCUUCGGACGACUGGAGCUGUUUUUCCAGCGAAGAAGAGAAGGAAAGGAGUGACAGAGAAGAAGAGGAAGACGACAUAUCAGAAAAUAACGAGUGUAUAUUUCAAACAGACGAAUCCUUAAUAACAGCAGACGAGGAAUUGAAUGACGAACCUAAAAUACGAAUUAUUCAACAUGAUUCAUCAGGAGUGGCCAGAGCUGAAAAAAUACAACCAGGUCGUAUUGGUACGGAAACUAUAAGUGAAAAAGAUUUCGAAGAUGAGGAUCCAUAUUAUUAUAACUCUAUGGUGGAUGAUAGAAUGGAACAAGUUAAGACAAUGAGCAUUAGGGAAUCUAGUAGUAUAGUUGGAGAAUAUCGAAACGAUACAACAAAUUAUGAUGACGAUGAUAAUGAAAAUGACUAUUACAACGAUAGUAAUAGAAGUUUUCAAAAACAUUCCGUAUCCGCAUCCGAAUGGAGUCAAUCCUUUAAACAGAAAGAUGUUAAAUAG
This is a messenger RNA of Dimorphilus gyrociliatus, 2046 nucleotides long. NCBI's taxonomy places the organism in Eukaryota, Metazoa, Annelida, Polychaeta, Dinophilidae. The record is from the annotation of a GenBank genome assembly.